AGCCAGACACGGCCUGUCCCACUCUACUGACUUGCUGGCUGUGGCUGCUCCCACCAACUGCAGACCAUCCCCGUCGGGAGCCUGAAAUAUCGAGCGCUGGAACAACUCGAGCCCAAGCUUUCAGAACCAGGAGUCUGGUGCUCUACCUGAGCUAUGGGACAGGCUUCAAGAUAUUCAAGGGUCGUGUCCUUCAAGUAACAAAAGAUUCUAUCCUAUUCAAUAGAUAGAGUACCACUUACUUCUACAUACCAGAUAUCAAAAUGGAAGAGGAUCCCAUCUUGGCCACCUUGAAGAUUCUCAUUAUUGGUGAAAGUGGUGCUGGAAAAUCCAGUCUGCUUCUGCGGUUCGUUGACAACACGUUUGAUCCCGAUCAGAGCGCCACCAUUGGAGUCGACUUCAAGGUCAAAACCAUCAACGUGGACGGCAACAAAGUCAAACUGGCGAUAUGGGACACAGCCGGCCAGGAGCGGUUUCGGACGCUGACGCCCAGCUACUACCGCGGCGCCCAGGGCGUCAUCCUCGUCUACGACGUCUGCAGCCGCGCCAGCUUCACCAAGCUGGACAUGUGGCUCAACGAGCUGCAGACCUACGCCAACCGCACCAACAUCGUCAAAAUGCUGGUCGGCAACAAAAUUGACAUGGAGAACCGCGCCGUAUCCCGACAGGAGGGCCUGGCGUUCGCACGCCGCCACCAGAUGCUCCACAUCGAGUCCAGCGCCAAGACCAAGGAGGGAGUCCAGCUGGCCUUCGAGGAGCUCGUCCAAAAGAUAAUCCAGACGCCCGGUCUGUGGGAGUCGGACGAGGCACGCCGCGACGGCCAGCUGCGGGUCGGUGACGGCGCCGACGCACACCAGGGAGCCUGCGGCGGCUACUGUGCGCUGACGUGAUGUGGCGACACUGUGACUACCUGCCGAUCGUGACCCGAGGUGACCUGUGGGCCAGCUGCCGAGCGUGACCCGAGGUGACCUGUGGGCCAGCUGCCGAGCGUGACCCGAGGUGACAAAGGAGCCAAACGAGUGACCUGCGACGGCCCUGGACAUGAGAGAAUGACCUACGCUGGCCUGGGACAUUGGCGAGUGUUCUUCGUUUGCCUUGGACCUGGGAGAGACCUGCCUGAGAGAGACCUUGAUGAUCACGGGUCUGGGACGGCUAUUACUAGCCUGGAAACCGCGCUAGUGGUUCAUCUGUAACCGAUAACUGGCUACACACUGCUGACUUGUGUCAGUUGUGACCACAACACUAUCACACGGGUAUCCGUGACACGACUUAUGAUUUGAGAGGUAGCACUGAGACGAUUCUGCGUGGUGGGUGUGUUUCGGGCGGCUUCUGGGGUGAUCUGGACUUGUGUCUCAGUCUGCCGUUCAUAAGUAAGAGACCCAACCGACCCCUUCGGUUAGCUGGGCCUCUCUAGGGACUCGUGACUGGGGAUAAGUGAUAAUUCUGUACGAACGAGUGUCGGUCUGGUAAAUGCCUGCAGCUGUGGGAUGAUUCAGUGUGUAUUUGCACGCUGUUCUGAGGAAGAUAUGGUUGAGUGUGGUGCCCGUCAGUGUAAACAGUGACUGGCUGGUGCUGGAGGAACCCGUGUGACCAGCACAAUGUGCUCCGUGAAACGACAGUAGAUAUGUGCUCGCGAUGGCCAGAGGACCACGACAGGUGUUCGCCGUGCUACGCCUGUUGUUAUAUUAACGGCUUUGCGGGGCUGAUAUAUUUUAGUCACCUAAAUAUAAGUGGUCAUGGGCCUAUCAAUUAUUUUAAUGAUUGGGGAUAUCUUGUACGGGGAGGUAUUUACAUAUGUAGUGAUCUGUCGGCCCGUUUGCCUUAGAAAUGCCCUCUUGGUCGUUGAGUUUGUGCUAGUCAGGCUAAGUUAUGUGAAAUAAAGGUAAAUUUUAAACCAGC
Molecule: messenger RNA, 1896 nt
Organism: Amphibalanus amphitrite
Lineage: Eukaryota; Metazoa; Arthropoda; Thecostraca; Balanomorpha; Balanidae
Product: ras-related protein Rab-18-B-like
Exons: 6
Coding region: 261-887 (208 amino acids)
Molecular function (GO): GTPase activity; GTP binding
Source: RefSeq, a predicted model, not a curated record